UCGACCACGACAACCUGUCCUGACCUGCUCAACACGUCGAGUGCCUGAUUUACGACCCACCAGCGGCAGUCCACUCAUCUCUUGUACUUUCUUCGCAUCCGCGCCCCUCCGGAGCCCGUCGCAAUCCUAUGUUAUCGACCCCUGCGCCACCCGCGGGCAGCCGUUCCAUCGCAGCGAACGCUCUACGGAAAGCAGGCCUCAUGGAUUCGGAUACUCGCAUGCGCGACGCCACUGAUAAGCCUGGCGGGCGCAAAGGUCACCAGAAGACAUCUCAGCACAAGGUUCGAAGUUCCCUACGCCCAGGUCGAGCCGACGUGCUCCUCGGCAGAGAUCCAUCGAGUUCGACGAGCCGCAGUCCUAUGGUCCAUGCUCGUAUAGCUGCCGCAAAUGCCAAUGGCGAUGGUCUGUCAAUACGAGGUGCUUCGAAGGGUUCGACAGGGGGACGUGUUCGCAGGAAUGCUAUUUCUUUGAAUGGGGGCAACCGCACUGGCGCCCAAGUCAUCGAGCUUUGGAGAGAGUUCGUGAAGCGACGCUGGGAUGCCAAAGCACGCUUUUUGAACCUCGAGAGGACGGGGGAAGACGAAUUUAUCUUCAAGAACCAGCUCACUCCUCCAGGAGCACCUGGCUCGGGAAGAGAGUUGGCCGUUAUAUUCAAACUAGCAAAGGAUCUUAAGCCUGAGGUCCAAACAAUAUCAUUGGCCCAUAAUGGCAUUCAGACAGGUCUUCUCCUGUCUACAUUGUCGCAUUAUCUUCCACGCCUGGCCAAUCUCUCUUUGGAAGGCAAUCAACUGAAAAUGUGGAAAGACCUGGAUUACAUUGCGGGCAAGAAGGGCAAGCUCGAACAACUUCGGGAGCUGAUCCUCAAGGGCAAUCCUAUUCGGGAGCUAGAGUAUCAGAACAACCGAGCGGAAAAGUACAAGAGCGAGGUCGCUCGCCGAUUUCCUUCGCUGGAGAUGCUCGAUCAAGAAGCUAUAGUGAAGAUUUCCUUCGACAUACCACAAGCCUCUACUUCGUCUGUGCAUGUUAAUCGACCAGCGGCGACGACAUUCCCGAGUGAGAUGAUGCCGUCGUUCGUCACAGGAGUCGAUGGUACCCUCAUUAGCAACUUCCUUAUGCGCUUCUUCCCGUUGUUCGACAAUCAACGAUCCGCGCUCAUAGAUGCAUACGAUUCCAACGCCACCUUUUCGUUUUCUGCCAACACUGCAAUUCCCACCCGCGCUCGGAUAGAAGGCUUCCACCACUCAAAGGAGAUGCCUAAUCAGAGGAAGCUCGAAUGGGCUCCCUGGUUAAAUGGGGGCAAAGGUGGAUCCCGCAAUCUCAGCCGUAUGGCUGGAGGCGGCGACAAACUGGUGAAGACGCUUCAUGUCGGUGGCGAGGAGGCCGUCAAGGCCAUGGUGGAAUUGCCGAGCACCAAACACGACGUAAGCAGCUCGCCAGAGAAGUUCUGCAUAGACGCUUGGCCUAUCAGCCAUGCUGGUGGCACCGCUCUCUUCAUGACUCUGCAUGGCCAAUUCACCGAAUUACCGUCAGAAGGUAUCCGAUCAUUUGAUCGUUCUUUCAUUCUUGCCCCGGCACCAGAAGGCUCUCGUGCCAAGCUGGCAGGUUGGGAUGUGGUUAUUCUGUCAGACAUGCUGGUUGUACGAGCGUACUCUAGUCACGAAGCCUGGCGCCCGGGUCCUCUGCGGGUGCAGGCGGGCGAAGCUCCUUCCACGUCUACGUCUACGGCUGCACCACAAGUUUUGCCUACACAGGUACCCCCACACGUUCAAGAUGCUCUGUCACGGAUACCCGAGCCGCAACGAUCACUUGUUCUGCAAGUAUGUCAACGGACGGGCCUUAACGUGGAGUUCUCGGUUCAGUGCCUUGAGGGCAAUGGUUGGGAUCUUGAUCGAGCGAUUACAAACUUCGAGCAAGUCAAGGGUACCCUGUCUCGAGAUGCCUUCCUCUGAUGCCAUCUGUACCACAUUUCUUCUUUCUGUGAAGCUAGCCAACAGGACGGCAGCUUGUAUAUUGUUGUUUUAUUCUGCUCCGCAUACUACCAAUGCAGCCACCCAAUCACACCGCAUCCAGCAUUCUUUCACCUCAGUUCUAAUCCGCAUAUCGAACAAUUAUCUUCUUAUAUCGCACUGUCCGUUCCAUGCUUUGUGUAGCCCAUAUGUAUGAGCAUUCU
Molecule: messenger RNA, 2170 nt
Organism: Phanerochaete carnosa HHB-10118-sp
Lineage: Eukaryota; Fungi; Basidiomycota; Agaricomycetes; Polyporales; Phanerochaetaceae
Exons: 10
Coding region: 129-1949 (606 amino acids)
Biological process (GO): poly(A)+ mRNA export from nucleus
Cellular component (GO): nucleus
Molecular function (GO): RNA binding; protein binding
Source: RefSeq, a predicted model, not a curated record